CAUAGCUGCUAGUGCGAUAUACACGCGAGACGAGCGCACACACGCGUCACACACACCGUCCGGACAUCUCCGGCGGAGGCGUUCGAGUCACCUGCCGUAUAGUAUAGUUAUAUCGAACGACAACAACUGCAGUAUAAUAAUAAUAUACAUUGCACGCCAACGCCGCAGGACGUCCGCGACCCGCGAAGACGACGGAAGUAUUGAAAUCAAAUUUUCGUAAAAGUUUCAGUCCGUAUAAUUACAUAGUAUUCUAAAAUCGCCACGCCGGCUCCUGUCUGCAGCAUAUUGUAUUACACGGCAUGUGAUGUAUUACAGUGUGUACGGAACCACGCGCAAGCUCGAAAACACCGACGCGAACUCCGCGCGCUACUUGCAGCCACCGUUUUCAGCGUUUUAUCGUCGAAAAUAUUAUAACGGAAUUCGAUCACACGGUGAGGAAUCGUUUGUGCGCCAGCAGUACGCGGCGCGGUGAUCGUCCGACAGUCAUGUCACCGCCGCCGUCGCCGCUCUUCAAUCGCCGACAACCACCGCAGUACGCCUCCCGCAACGACGACGACGGUGCAGACGACCGCAGCCGCAGUUGUUUCGAUCACUCCGGCCCGUUUUCCGGUACCUCGCGCGUCUUCGCCGGUCAACAGUCUUCUUCCGGCGCAGCUCCGAUAACUUCCGGUUCGCCGCGCCGAUGACGGCGUCGUCGUCAUCGUCAUGACCGACCGCCGGUACAGCGGCAGCUGCGGAAGCAGCAGCAGCAGCAGCAGCAGCAGCAACUACAGCGGCUUCGGCCACGGUUACAGCGGUAACAACGGUUACAGGUGCGGCAUCAAAACGCAACUGCACGCGCCGUCGUCGGGCCGAUGCAACAACCACCACAACAACAACAACAACUACAACAACAACAAUAGCAUUUGCAAGACCGGCGUCGCCCGACCGACGACGGCCGCCAUGCACGUGAAGAAGAGGUGGAAGACCGCCGCGGUCAUGUUGCUGGCUGUGGCCACCGUGUCCACGGUGACCGCGGCGUUUUACUUCAAUUACGCGGCGACCGCGUGUUGCGCGGUGGCCCCGCAGUCGUCAGCGUCGCUGCUCCGAGAACCGUCCAAUACCGCGGUCGCGGACGGCGGUCCUAACCGGUCCAAGUCGGUCGGCUUCUCGGCACUGCGCAGCACGUCCAAGCUGUACGCCGUGUGCGAAAUCCGCGAUCGUCUACGCAGCCCCGCCGACCGGGACAGAUUUAGCCGUUAUCGGCGACAAACAGUUGACAGCACGAGCAGUACCGUCAAUAAAAUCCAGGAAAAUAAACACAAUAACAAUGGGGAGAGUGACACUGCCCGUGACGGUGACAAGGGAAACGAUACUACUCUUAUUUAUUUCAUUACGCCUACGUAUCCACGACGAGAGCAAAUUGCCGAGCUCACCAGAUUAGGUCAGACACUAAUGCAUGUCUCCCGACUUUAUUGGAUAGUAGCUGACGACCGACCCGACUGCAGUCUCCAAAUAAUGAACCUACUACCAGAUUUCAGCAUUCCUUACACAUAUAUUGCUAGCCCUAUGCCAGCAAUAUAUAAACGCGACCCCGACGCCAUGCCCCGUGGUGUUUCCAACCGUAGAGCUGCUCUCAACUGGAUAAGACUGAAUCACAACAUUAAUGACUCGAACGCUGUCAUUUAUUUUGGUGAUGAUGACAACACGUUCCAUCUGGAUCUUUUUAAGGAAAUACGUACCACUAAGAAAAUAUCAAUGUUCCCGGUUGGUUUGGUCGGGGAGUAUGGUGUUAGUUCACCGAUUAUUGAUAAAGGAAAAGUAGUUGGCUUUUUCGAUAGUUGGCCAGCAAAAAGAAAAUUUCCUGUGGACAUGGCUGGAUUUGCUAUUAAUGUUCAACUUUUAUUCAAAUAUCCUUAUGCAACUAUGCCAUAUAAGGCAGGUUUCGAAGAAGAUCGUUUUCUCUCAGCACUGGCUAUUCGAUUAGACGAAAUUGAACCAAAGGCAGAAAAUUGUACAAAGAUUUUGGUUUGGCACACUCAAACAGCAAAGAAACCCAAGCCAAUAGUCAUGGUCAAAUCCAAAGCAUCAUUGCCUGGUUCACUUGCUACUCUACUCGAUCAAGUAACUAUGUUAGGUAUUGGUGGAGUGAGCGAAACCACAGGUGUUCGCAGUUAUAUGACAAAAAAUGGUAAUAUUUUUAGAGUAUGACCUAAUAUAACCUCAUUUUCUUUUAAUAUUUGUAUAAAGUGUUUUAUUAGAUAAAACGUAGUAUAAUUUUUAGUAUAAAUUAUUAUUAUUAUAAGAUUUUAUUUUAUUUCUUUUAAUUUGUAUUGUUACUUAUAAUAUUUUUGUUUUCAUUUAUAUAUUUUGUUGUUGUUGAAGUCAUUAUAUUAUAAUAUUGUUCAUGUUUUUUUUUUUUUUUUUUAAUGAGUGAGUAAUUUGGAUACUAUAAAUUAAAAAUUUUAAAUUUCAACACAAAAUAAUUUUAUUUGAUUGCCAAAUUAUAGCUUCAUUACUUUAAAAUUUAAAUAAUGAAUCUAUUCAAUGAUUAUUAUUUUAGUUUAUUUUCUAAGAUAAAUGUUAUAACAGAUUAGUUUCAGUAUUUUAUAUAUAUAUAUAUAUAUAUAUGUAAAAUGUAAAUAAUAUACAUGUAAUUUGAUUUUUAUAUCUUAUAUCUUUAGUAAUUGCCACUUUGUUGUCUCUUUGUAUUAUCUUUUAUUUGAUGGUGUUGAUAUUUCUCCAAUAAUUUCAUCCAACACAUAAUUUAGCAACCCCAUUGUUUGAUCUUGAACCAAAACUAUGUCAAAAGCAAGUUUAUAUUGUUGCAAAUAACCAUCCUCGUGUUCCAUCUGUAAUUAAUGUAAUAUAUUCAUAUUAUGUUAAAAAUGAAUAUUUAUUCAAAUAAUUUAUAUUAUACAAAAUAUAUGCUAUUACCAAAUCA
Aphis gossypii (cotton aphid) is the source of this 2923-nucleotide messenger RNA. Its product is annotated as galactosylgalactosylxylosylprotein 3-beta-glucuronosyltransferase S-like. Gene Ontology annotation, molecular function: galactosylgalactosylxylosylprotein 3-beta-glucuronosyltransferase activity. NCBI's taxonomy places the organism in Eukaryota, Metazoa, Arthropoda, Insecta, Hemiptera, Aphididae. The record is from RefSeq and is a predicted model, not a curated record. Gene Ontology annotation, cellular component: Golgi membrane. The transcript has 7 exons. Gene Ontology annotation, biological process: carbohydrate metabolic process; chondroitin sulfate proteoglycan biosynthetic process. Bases 706 to 2190 code for a protein of 494 amino acids.